Molecule: messenger RNA, 1071 nt
Organism: Ochotona curzoniae (black-lipped pika)
Lineage: Eukaryota; Metazoa; Chordata; Mammalia; Lagomorpha; Ochotonidae
Gene: NHP2
Product: NHP2 ribonucleoprotein
Exons: 4
Coding region: 57-518 (153 amino acids)
Biological process (GO): rRNA pseudouridine synthesis; snRNA pseudouridine synthesis
Cellular component (GO): nucleolus; box H/ACA snoRNP complex
Molecular function (GO): box H/ACA snoRNA binding
Source: RefSeq, a predicted model, not a curated record
AAGCGGUCGGCCACGCGGGCUCGCCGCUGGAGGACGGAGCUGCAGCUGCUGCUGCCAUGACCAAAAUAAAGGCCGAUGCGGACGGGCCGGAGGCCCAGGGCGAGGCGUGCUGCGGGGAGCGCACGUACCAGGAGCUGCUGGUUAACCUGAACCCCAUCGCGCAGCCCCUGGCUUCCCGCCGCCUCACGCGGAAGCUGUACAAGUGCAUCAAGAAAGCCGUGAAGCAGAAGCAGAUCCGGCGCGGGGUGAAGGAGGUGCAGAAGUUUGUCAACAAAGGCGAGAAGGGGAUCAUGGUUUUGGCAGGAGACACACUGCCCAUUGAGGUAUACUGCCACCUCCCAGUUAUGUGUGAGGACCGGAAUCUCCCUUACGUGUACAUCCCCUCGAAGACGGACCUGGGUGCAGCUGCAGGUUCCAAGCGCCCCACCUGUGUGAUCAUGGUGAAGCCCCACGAGGAAUACCAAGAAGCCUACGACGAGUGCCUGGAGGAGGUGCAGGCCCUGCCCUCCCCCCUCUGAAGGACUCAGCAACCUGGGACUGUACCUUCCUGCUGCCCACUGGCCUAGCAUGGCCCCGGCUCCCGGGCGAUGGGAUCCUCCGAGGCAGCACCUACCUGCCAGCUGUGUGUGAAGGUGGGGCUGGUACCUUUGCCAUCAGGGCUGCGUCCUGCUGAGCUUAAAUGGAUACAGCUCCAAGAGCGUGGGCUGGGGGAGUAAAUGCCAAGACUAGUGUGGUGAGUCCGUGGGUGUUGUAUGAAGCAGCAGCUACUGGUGCGGCCAAGGAGUUGCCGGGCGGGAAAGAGGGGAAACAGACUUCUCACCUAAGACCCAAAAGACCUGCAGCGCCCAGGGCCGGAGCAGUGCUCCAGCCGACAGCCAGCUGUGCCCACGUCAGAACCUUUCAGCAGUGACUUUCAGGGUAGGUGGAGGCACAGUGCAACCCCCAUCCCACCUGCAGCUUCUUUCCCGGGUGUCCUCAUUCCUCUUUGUUCCGCCCCAGGAGAUUUCGGUGCCACAUGGAAACUAGGGAAGCAAUUUGUCCACCCACUCACUAAAUUUUAAAUAGGAAACC